AUGGCGUUGUCAUCAUCUCUACGCGCGUUCAACGUCAACAGCUUUCACUGGUCUUCGUAUACCUGGAUGGGUUUAUCGAUAUUUGCAUGUGAUCAUCCACUAGCAAAAGUCGCGUCAACAACCACGUGUCUACCCUCCGCAGCUACCACAACUGGAAGCAUUACCCUAUGUCUAGCGGGAUACAGCAACAAAAGACAACAUCGCGUGUGGACGAGACGACGAGCUGACUUGAACUCCACCACAUUACUGUCUCACUCAUCUGAAUCAUCCCGUUCACGACUGCACCUACUUUCUGGAACUUUGGAGGAGCACGCUCCCUCGAACAUGGCAGAAUCAUCUGAAGACGAGGACAUCAAAGCUGCCAUAGCAUUAUCACUGACCUCUGGAAAUGAGAACGUCACCAAAGUAGAGCCGGCGAAGAACAAUAUUCGAGACACUCUGAAGUCGCUUGGUGAGGCGCGACUGGCGCGGGCUGCAGCCACUCGUAAGCGCGAGCGUUCGAUUUCGCCUCCACGGAGCUCUAGAAAGGCCCCGAAACUGGAGACGAUCAUACCKGAGACGAGCAGCACAUCUACACCGCUUCAGUACCCCAAAGGCGUCGUGAAGAAGACGUGGGCUUUCGGUCAUGUGCGCAACGGAAACGAGGUCAAACUGGAAGAGGUUCUUGAGGCUCAAACACUCCGGACUGCAGUUUUGUCUGCAUAUCAAUGGGACGUAGAAUGGGUCCUUGCAAAGUUGAAGACCCCUCUCCGAGGCGGGAUUACCAAGUGUGUCUUUGUGAUGCAGGCAAAGGAGCAAGCCGACCGAGAGCAAUGGAGACAGGAAUCAGAAUAUAUGAGCAAGUUUCUCAGGCUCUGCUUCCCUGCAAUGCACAACCCCAUCAACUGCAUGCAUUCGAAGCUCAUGCUCCUAUUCCACCCCAACAAGUUGCGAAUCGCCAUACCAACAGCCAACCUCCUCAACUUCGAUUGGGGCGAGACGGGGCAAAUGGAGAACAGUGUCUUUAUGAUAGACCUUCCCAGGCUUGCAGAAGUCGGUAAAUCCGAGGAUCUGACAUUUUUCGGGAAAGAGCUCAUGUUCUUCCUCGAARAGCAAGGCCUCGAUCAGGACAUCAGAUCAGGUGUGCUCAACUUUGAUUUCGCAGCUACAGCGGACAUGGCCUUCAUACAUACCGCGGGUGGAAUUCACUACCGCGAAGAAGCAGAACGAACUGGUCUACUUGGACUAAGUCGUGCCGUCGCCGAACUGGACCUGUGUGCAACUGACUUAGAGCUAGAUUUUGCUGCAUCGUCAAUGGGUGCGUUGAACGACAAAUACCUGCGCGAUCUUCAUACUGCUGCAAGAGGAGAUCUGAAAAACUUGGCUGCGGAAGCGGCAGCCGCAAAGKCGAAGGCCACAAAGGACUUCUUCAAACCAAAGACGGCUACGCAGACUAAAAGUCUACGUGAGACCAUCAGAAUCUACUUUCCCACCAAAGAAACCGUAAGGGCAUCAACUGCAGGUUCCGCUGGCACCCUUUGCCUACAACGAAAGUACUUCGAGGCUGGAACCUUCCCACGCAGUUGUUUUCGGGACUACAAGUCAACGAGAUCAGGCCUUCUCAGCCACAACAAGAUACUGUGUGCACGUGGAAAGAGAAUCUCGUCCAAUGGAGAAAUUGAAGACGUGGCAUGGGUGUACGUUGGCUCGUCCAACGCUUCGAAGAGCGCUUGGGGCGAGCUGCCAGCUGAUAGAUCGGUGAAGAGGAUCACCUGCAGGAAUUGGGAGUGUGGCGUGCUCAUUCCAGUGCCGAAAGACAAGUUGAGACACCCAAAAGUCGUGAGCGAGGUGAAGAUACCGACACCAGCAGGUGAGGAUUCCGAAACAGAAAGCGAGGCGGAAGAAGACGAGUCGAACCAAGAGCUGGUUGGCAUGAACGUCUUCGAAGGAAUCAUCGACCUGCCAUUCAAGAUGCCCGGCUCCUUGUACGAAGGACGCGAGCCAUACUAUUUCACAGAGGAGUGA
Messenger RNA from Ramularia collo-cygni, 2004 nucleotides. RefSeq lists its product as uncharacterized. The coding region runs from base 1 to 2004 and encodes 667 amino acids. Gene Ontology annotation, biological process: double-strand break repair; single strand break repair. Gene Ontology annotation, molecular function: 3'-tyrosyl-DNA phosphodiesterase activity; double-stranded DNA binding; single-stranded DNA binding. The transcript is spliced from 3 exons. Lineage: Eukaryota; Fungi; Ascomycota; Dothideomycetes; Mycosphaerellales; Mycosphaerellaceae. Gene Ontology annotation, cellular component: nucleus. The record is from RefSeq and is a predicted model, not a curated record.